Molecule: messenger RNA, 3366 nt
Organism: Xyrichtys novacula (pearly razorfish)
Lineage: Eukaryota; Metazoa; Chordata; Actinopteri; Labriformes; Labridae
Source: the annotation of a GenBank genome assembly
AUGGAGAGCAGAGGAGCACUGUCAGAUGAGGCUGUUUCUGCGGCCUGUAUGGAGGGAGACCCCAUCACUAAGGUGACUCUGACAUUUUCAUUUUCACUUGAAUUUUAAAGGGAUUUCAGUGGUUUUAGUCUCAUUUUUCUGCCCUGACUGCAGACUACGUGGUGAGCUUGUAAUGCAGUCAAACCUGUUAGAAUGAGUCUUCAGACCUGCAGAAGCCUGCAAGCCACACUGACAGCUCACACACUUUAACAUUUAGUUCAGAGAGUGAGUUUAACAGCAGGAAGAUCCACACUGAGGAGAUUUAAGGGAGUUGAUUCUUUAAACCUAAGGAUAAAAGAGGCUAAAACAAUUACAUGUCAACCUUGUCAGGAACAUUUUAAAUGAUUCCAUCCUAUCCAACAGUUCACUCCCUUAAAUAAUACAAACCAGUUUGAAGUUUGUCUCUUCAAGCAGAAAGUUUCAGUUUCAUGUGCCAAGAUUUUACGAUAUCCACUCCUGGGAACUGGAGGAUCAUCAGUCCAGUUUUUAAGUUACUGUCACUGCUCUCAACUCUGAAAUACAGAAGAUGUGUAAGAUUUAAAAAAAAAAAAAACAUGUCCUAACAGCUGUGUUUGUUGACACUUGAGUUCUUCUUUCCUGUCUUUCUUAUUUUGUGCAGGACUUCAUGAUGCAGCAGACUAUGCUGAGGGUCAAGGAUCCCAAAAAAUCUCUGGAAUUUUACACUCGGAUCCUCGGCAUGACGUGAGUCCUCUAUCUAAACCUCAAACCUUUAAAAAAUAGGAAAAAAAUAAAUAAAUAAAACUGAAAAAAUCAGUAAAAGAGAUCACACCUCUCUCUUGCUGGUAUGUGAUUUAUAUUUUAACAAAAAAGUUCAACCAGAAAUCUUUUUGAUUUAGUUUCACCUGAGAAUUAAAUGCAAAUGACACUAAAUUUUAAGAAAUUAACAUUUUUCUGAUAAAAUUUUUAAGAAUAUAGAAAACACCACAGAGAUAGAAACAAAGAUUAGUCUUGUUUUUGGUAGGGGACAAGUCAGGACUGCAGGCAGACCAGUUUAUAAGCAGGACUCUUCUACUACAGAGCCAUGCUGUUGUAAUCCCUGCAGAAUGUGGUUUAACAUUGUCUUGUUGGAAUAUGAAGGUCUUCCCUGAAAAAGUUUUUGUCUGGAUGGCAGCAGAUGUUGAUCCUAAACCGGUAGAUAUUAUUCAGCAAUAACGGAGCCUUAACAGAUGUAGUACCAUAUCAAGCUACCCAUGACAUGGACUUUGAGGUUGGAUUGUCCCUCUUUUCUUUAGUGAGGAGGAUGCAGCAUCCAUGAUUUCGACAGGAUGGUUUUCUUCUUCCCCCAGGACCCAGAGUUUCUGGAUUAUAGUCCUAUCUGGGUUCUUACUGUUUACCUUUUUGGUUGUUCCUUUAUAGCAGGGGUGGGCAAUUAAUUUUUACAUGGGGCCACAUGAGAAACCUGAACUGUGUUGGAAGGCAGAAACAACAAUAACUUUAACUUCAAAUCAAGGGGGCGGCAGUAGCUCAGGAGGUAGAGCGGUCGUCCAAUGACCGGAAGGUUGGCGGUUCGAUUCCCCCCUAAUCCAAGUCUGUCCGUUGUGUCCUUGGGCAAGACACUUAACCCACCUUGCUCCCAGUGUGUGUCCUCCACUGGUGUAUGAUUGUGAGUGUUGUGUGGUGGUGGUUGGAGAGGCCGUAGGCGCAGAAUGGCAGCCACGUCUCCACCACCACCAAAAGUGUGACUGUGUGAGCGAAUGAAUGAUGUAUCCAAUGUAAAGCGCUUUGAGGGUCUCUGAUAAAGCGCUAUAUGAAAUCUGAUGCAUUAUUAUUAUUAUUAUUAAGGGGGUUCACACAUAGAGAAAAGCAAGCCCAAAUAAGCAAGUAGUAGUUAAAAACAAGCCCCAAAAAGUGCACCCGCGACUCACAAGUUUUAUAAGUGACUUCUGAGAGAAACAAGCUUAAAGUCUUUUAUAAUGAGCAAACUUGGCAACUUUAAGGCGUAUACGAAUAUUUUGCCAAUGUUUAAACUUUUCUCUGUUCACCAAUGCAGAUCUAGUAUGUACGCACAUGCAUCCAAACAGAAAUCAAACAAUGGCUAGGUUUUCAAAAUAAAAGCAACACACUUUUAUAGCAUGUUGAUGAUUUGAUUGACGGAUGUGGCCCUUGGGUCGUAAAAUGCCCAGUUCUGCUCUGUAGCAACUUUUUUCCUGUAUGGUUGUUCUUCCAAGAGCUUUUUACCUGUAUGGUCAUUCCUGUACUGACCUUUUUGAAAAGUGUUGCUGAACUCAAAUUUGAUAUAUUUGUACAAAACAGUUACAUGUUUCAGUUUGAACAUAAACUCUUCUUUGUCUCCAGUUUGCUGCAGAAAAUCGACUUCCCCUCGAUGCGCUUCACUCUGUACUUUCUGGGUUAUGAGGAAAAAUCAGAUAUCCCUGCUAACAUCAAAGAGAGGACAGCGUGGACUUUUUCUCGCAGAGCCACUAUAGAGCUCACACAGUAUGUAUUAAUACACAUACAAGGAACUUUAAAACAUCAGGACUUCUCCUUUUUAUUGAAUGUUAUUCUCUGUUUGUGUCAGUAACUGGGGGUCAGAGUCUGAUGAAUCUUUAUCGUACCACAAUGGAAACAACGAACCUAGAGGAUUUGGUGAGGAGAUUGAAUUCAGUAGUUAUUUAAACACUUAUUUUUAACCACAAUGAACUGUUUUUUGCUGUAUAUUUGCAGAUUCAUGAGCUCUAAUAUAUGUGUGUGUUGCUUUAGGUCAUAUUGGCAUUGCUGUUCCUGAUGUUUAUGCGGCCUGUAAACUGUUUGAAGAGCGGAAAGUGAAAUUUGUGAAGAGACCAGACUCAGGUGAGAUGUCUCAUAGCUGUGGACCAAAACAGAGGACAGAUCCUCACUGCAGCGCUGAACUUCUUAAGUAUCAGCCUUUCUUUAUCCUGUCUUUUUAAUGUAAAUCCAGUCUGCACAUGGUGGAUUUGAAAUAUUCCGUCGAACAUGUUUGUGGUCGGUAUCAGUUCUGGCCAGCAGGAGGAGCUCUAACUCAGAUAAACGUCUUAAUACUUAGGACUAAUGCAGCUCACAGUCUUCAUUUUAGGAUUUGGUUCUAAAGCAAGUUCCUCUCAGUGUAACCCUGACAUUAAAGGGCUAAUCCGUAGAUUUCUUUUUUGUUUAGAUUCCGCUUUUAACAUUAUGACUAAAAAAAGUGUGUGUUUGUAUUGACUUCCAUUAUCUCCCUUUUUCACAGGUAAAAUGAAGGAUCUAGCCUUCAUUCAGGACCCUGACGGAUACUGGAUCGAGAUUUUAAGUCCAAACAACAUGGUCUCACUGAUGUCUCCUGAGGAAAAAAACAGUGCUGAAACAAAAUAA